AUGAACGGGGCGCCCGUGGAUGCCCCCCUCGUCCUGCGGGUCCACCCGGAGGUGGCGUCGGACCUCACGCGCGACAUGCAGCAGACGCCCGAGACGCAGGCCGCGGCGUGCACGGUGAUCAGCGAGCCGUGCCCCUACUCGGGCUUCGUGCGGCUCGAGAUCCGCGGCGACCCCGCGGCCCGCCUGGCCGCCCGCCGCACCGUGAUGAACGACCUCCUCCCGCGCCGCAUGCCCGACGAGCACGACAGACGCGGGUACUCGUGGGCCGAGAGCGGCGAGGCGCCCGACCCCGAGCGCGGCCCCGCGGUCGCGCUGCGGCGGCUGAUGUUCGUCCCCGCCGACUGGGCCGCGGCGACCUUUGGCCAGGAGGAGUUUGACAAGGCCGAGGGGGUGUUGAAGAUCGAGGCGGACACGGGGACGGCCCUGCGCCUCGCGUCGGGGACCAGCGCGCUGCGGGACGGCACCGUGCCCGUCCUCGUGCAGCCCAAGGACCCCCCGGGGACCGCGGAGGGCGUGACGCGCGCCUGCGACAUGUUCCAGGCGCUGCUGGCCGAGGGCGCGGAGGCGUACGCGGCGGAGGAGGCGCCGGCGCGGCGCGUGGUGUACACGGAGGAGGACGCGCCGCCGGAGCCGCGGACGGAGUUCGAGCUGCCGCACAGCCUGGUGGGCUGUCUCCUGGGCAAGAGCCACUCGAACCGGAAGCGCAUCGAGAGCGAGGCGGGCGUGCGCGUGUGGGUCGAGAACCCGAACCCGCGGGGCGUGCAGCGGGUGCGGCUCCAGCCCGGGCAGGGCCGCGGGGACGUGCGCCUGGCGUGGAGCAUGGUCCAGGCGCUCCUGUGGCGGCCGUUCGCGGACCGGCUGGGGGCGCUGGUGGAGCAGUCGGCGGGGCGGCUCGGGGCGCGCGUGGCGGAGAGGACGAGCGAGAUCAGCGAGGCGGUGCACGCGGUCAUCAACGAGCUGGGCUACGUGGCGGCGUGGGAGGCGCUGAACGACGAGCAGCUGGGGCCGCUGCUGCGGCGCACGGGCGUCGUCGCGAGCUGGGAGGACCUCCUGCUGCACCGGCUGCGCGGGUUGCUGGGCCUGGACCUCAACGGGCAGCCGAAGCCCAUGCCGCGGUGGAUGGCGCUCGCGUGGGAGGAGCUGAGAGCCGAGGUUGAGCGACACCCCCACAUGCGCAAGCUGGAGCCCAGGGACCAGGUCCUCGUGGCGCAGAAGCUCGAGGACAUGUCGGACGUGCGGGCGCUCGCGGUGCUGCUCAACGUCGUGAAGGAGGUCGAGCGGCUGGACCCGCAGGACCGCCGCGCGCGCCUCGAGCACGUCCUGGGCGACUGCGUAACCAAGUACAGGAGCCUGCACAAGGAGACGGAGCUCCUGAUGCUGCGGCGCGCGCGCCACCUGCUCGGACUGCCCGCCGACGACGACGCGCCGCCGGACGCGGGCGCACGGGCGAGGGACGCGGGCCCUCCGCGCCGCGACGCUCGUGCGCGCUCCCCCGAGCGGUCGCCUCGCCGCCGCGCCUCGCCGCCGCGCCGCCGCUCGCCUGAGCCACGCCGCCGGUCGCCGGAGCCACGCCGGUGGACCCCGCCGCCCCACAAGCGCUCCCCGCAGUCGCGGCACGGGUCGCCCCCCCCGCCGUCGGGACGUUCCCCGGCGCGCAAGCGUGGUGCGUCGCCGCACAAGGAGCCCGCGAAGGUGGCGCGCGCCCGCAGCCGGUCGCCCCCGCGACCAGCGCGGCAGGCCGGGGCGGAGGACAAGGGCGCGCGGGAGUCGAAGCGGAAGGCGCACGGCGCGAAGCAGCCGGGCGAGGCCAGCCCGGCCACGCUGGAGGCCCACGUGGCGCGCGGGGAGUCGGUGACGUGCGUGGAGCGCAGCGACGGGCCGCACGCGGGGGGCGCGGGGGCGGCGCAGGUGCCGGGCGGGAUCAUCGAGGGGCUGACGCGGCACGAGCGGUGGGUGAUGGAGCGGGAGCGGGGGGCGUGGAAGGGGGUGUUGGCUCUCGAGGACGGGGGCAGCAUGCUGGCGCGGAACCUCAAGGAGGUGAAGAAGUCGAUGCGGCUCGCGCGGGCGUUCGCGCGCCGCGGGGCGUCGGGGGACCUCAGCGGGGCGCUGGCGGCCCUGAGCAGCGCGCUGGUCGUGUUGACGGACGAGGCGGAGGUGGUGCACCUGGACGGGAGCGGGGUGACGGAGAAGGACGUGGAGGAGCUGGAGGGCAUGCGCGCGGACGUGGACGGGUGGAGCUGA
This is a messenger RNA of Pedinophyceae sp. YPF-701, 2241 nucleotides long. Lineage: Eukaryota; Viridiplantae; Chlorophyta; Pedinophyceae. The record is from the annotation of a GenBank genome assembly.